GCUGCGGCUGGCCGGCUAUGGGCACCACGAGGCCGCGGAAGCCGGCGGGAGGAGCGUGGGUGGCGGGGCCUUGCUUCAAGGCCCAUCUCCCCCAUCCCGGAUCAUGAGGGUCGGGGCGUCUCUUGGGCGACAUUCCCCUCCUUUCUGUCUCCUUUUGGCCUGUGACUACGUGAGUGCUUAAGUGUCCCGAGCUGUGGUCACCCUAGUCCUCGGGGAUGGGCCGGGACAGCUGGAGUCUUUCGGAAGACGGCUUUUCUCACAAUUGUGGCCCUGUUGCGACCCUGGAUCGCAGAGGGAGCCCCAGUUGCCAGGACUUGAUUUUAGGCAGUUUCUGACCUAGCAGGGCUGACCUCCUGCCCUGGGUUAGCUCAAACCAGAAGUUGCCUUCUGCCGCCCCACCUCCCACCCCUCCUACCCUGCGACUGGCUUUCUUACUUGCUGUCCACCAGCUUCCUCACAGCCUUACCUCUCCCCGGGCCUGCCUGGAUCCGGGGUCCUCUCGCGGUGUGCACCCGAGCCAGACUGGAGGUGGGGAGAUCCAGGGUUCUCCUGUCACCUCCGUUGGAAUUGCAUUCUUUGAAACAAGAAAGGAUUCUGCAUAAGCUUUCGACUAUACCAUUGAUGUGGCCUCAUGGAUGAGCUGGUACAUGACUUAGCCUCAGCCUUGGAGCAGACAUCUGAGCAGAAUAAGCUUGGUGAGCUGUGGGAGGAGAUGGCCCUGAGCCCUCGGCAGCAGAGGCGGCAGCUUCGCAAACGCCGUGGCCGGAAGCGCAGAUCUGACUUCACACACCUGGCAGAGCAUACCUGCUGCUACAGUGAGGCCUCUGAGUCAAGUCUGGAUGAGACCAUUAAGGACUGCCGAGAAGUGGCUCCAGUCACCAAUUUCAGUGACUCUGAUGACACAAUGGUAGCCAAACGACACCCAGCUCUCAAUGCCAUUGUUAAGAGUAAGCAACAUUCUUGGCACGAAUCUGAUUCCUUUACUGAAAACGCACCUUGUCGACCUCUCAGGCGCCGGCGGAAGGUAAAGCGGGUGACAUCAGAGGUGGCUGCCAGCCUUCAGCAGAAACUGAAAGUAUCAGAUUGGAGCUAUGAGAGAGGCUGCAGGUUCAAGUCUGCUAAGAAGCAGCGGUUGUCCCGCUGGAAGGAGAAUACUCCCUGGACCUCAUCAGGCCAUGGAUUGUGUGAAUCAGCAGAAAAUAGAACUUUCCUAAGCAAAACAGGAAGAAAAGAAAGGAUGGAGUGUGAAGCAGAUGAACAGAAACAGGGCUCUGAUGAGAACAUGUCAGAAUGUGAAACCAGCAGUGUGUGCAGCAGCAGCGACACUGGGCUCUUUACCAAUGAUGAAGGACGGCAAGGGGAUGAUGAGCAGAGUGAUUGGUUCUAUGAAGGAGAAUGUGUUCCAGGAUUCACUGUUCCUAAUCUUCUGCCCAAGUGGGCUCCUGAUCACUGCUCUGAAGUAGAAAGAAUGGACUCUGGAUUGGAUAAACUUUCAGAUUCCACAUUCCUUUUACCUUCCCGGCCAGCUCAAAGAGGAUAUCAUGCUCGCUUGAAUCGUCUGCCAGGAGCUGCAGCUCGAUGCCUCAGAAAGGGGCGAAGAAGGCUGGUUGGGAAGGAGACCAGCAUAAGCACUCUGACUACUGAGAGGAUAAGCCAUAUCAUCAGUGACUCCCGGCAGAAAGAAAAGAAUAAAGUGUUGGCUUCUGAUUUUCCCCACAUGUCUGCUUGUGCACAUGAGUUUAAUCCCCUUUCUCCCCUGUACUCCCUGGACGUUGUAGCUGAUGCUUCUCACAGAAGGUGUUCUCCAGCACACUGCUCUGCCAGACAGGCAAGCAUUCACUGGGGACCACCAUGUUCACGUGACAUCAAGAGGAAACGGAAACCUGUAGCCACAGCAUCUCUGUCUAGCCCCAGUACAGUUCACACAGAGUCGACAGAGCCAGCUACACCAGCAGCACAAGCCCCGCCAUCUCUAGGCUCUGACUGGUUGGUCAGGACCUCUGCAACUGAGAAAGACACUGGCUCGGCCACAACUACAUUUUUUAAAACGCCACAGGAAAAGACCCCUGGAUGCUGCUAGAGAGCACUGUGUCACUCCCAGGAGCUACCUGCGUGCAGCUGAACCUAUUACACAGUCACGCUUGUCCUGACAUUCCUACUCUCUUUACACACAGCAGUGGACUUUCUUAUAGAAAAUCAUAUUGUGGGAAUCUUUUUUUAAAAUUAGUAAAGUAUUGAGGCAGAAAUUUUCUUUUGAAAAAAAAGGGUCAUCCUAUUGCUAUAUUUGUUGUAUUAUUGCUGUUCCAGUGUUUACCUGUAACUGCCUUUACAGAGCUGUUGCUUUUUUUGCAGAUAUGUCUUUGUUCCUGGAAAACUAGUAGCACCUUUGCAUACCUUUUGUGUAAUAAUAUUUGAGGAAGUUCCAAAUUUGCAGCCAGUUCCAAACAAAUUCCUAAAUGGAAUUGUGUUUGCAGGAGAUAAGGCUUGCUCCUGUUGAGUUGGUUCUUGGUUCACUCAGUGCCAAUAAGAUAUGUCAACCAAGGUCUCAAUUUGGGGUCUCCAAAGAGACUCCAGCAGCACGGGUCUUAGGAACUUCCUCCAGGCCUACAGAUGUUGUAGCGGGAUCACUGGCAGCUGCAUUGCACUUUGACUCAUCUUCAAAGUUCAGAGUCUACUGAAAGAGGACAGAUCCAUACCCACAUGUUGGUGUGAUGAAAUGAAGAAGAUGCUUUAGCUGUGCAAUGGAUGAUGUCUUUACCUUCAGGUUUCAGAGUAAACCUUAUGUCCUAAGUGGAGCUACAUAGGUAGUGUUAUAGAUCAAUAACCUUCAGCAGAAACUCAUGCUGUAUUAAAAUAAUGGUUUCUAGGGCCCAUGCUUUGGGGAGGAAAAAUGUCCUUUUGACAUGCCUUUAUACUUAGUGUGUUUAUGGCUACUCAGCUGCAUGUAGAGUUAUAUAUAUAGUCAUGCCAGAAGUUGGAUGCUACUUUGUCAAAAUGAGGAAUAAGUGACUGCCUGGAGCUGCUGGAGAAAAGCUGCUCUUUCUCAAAGGUAUUAUCGAGAAUGUCAUUCAGGAGCCUGGUUGACAGAGGACUCUUUUUUUUUUUUUGGUAUGAACUGAGUGCUUUUACUCUGAAAUAUGUGGAAGCUGUUUGUUAAAUGCUCACUUCUCUCAUGACCUGGGAGAGGAGCGUGCAUGUACACUUGUACACUUGGGCCUGGGCAUCUUAUCUUACAUAGGUGUUGGUGGUACAGUGCCUCCUUCCCCAAAUGUGCUGGUUCUUUCCUCCCACACACAAUGCAGCUAAUAGUGGAUUGCUUUAUUGUGAUUGUUUAUAUCGGCGGACACUCCAGAAUUUCGCUAUGAUUGAGGUGGGCGAGUAAAUGGGUGUGAAUCUUACUGGAAAGGGGGACUUGAAGCUAAGCUUACAUAGCAUUUUGGGUAAGACUGAGUUCAUGUCAGUGGCCAUAACAAGGGAUAUGGCAGAGGGAGGGCCAUAGCGGCUAAAGCCAGCCCUGCCCUUCAGACUUAACCUGGCUCUCACUUAGGAGUGAGUGAACUGAUGGGUAUCUGUUGGAUAUAAAAUGGCCCUACUGAAUUGUUUCAGUGAUGAAGGAAGGUUUUGUUGUCUUGUGCAUUCUCACCUAGUCCCCAUAGUGACCUGAGGCACUAACAUUUACCACUAACAUUCUUGGUUGGAUUUAAGGCAAAAUCUGUGGGUGAUAACGCUUUUUGGGUUUUUUGGUGCCAAACUCUGUAGCUCAUGCAGAAAUUGGUCCUGUGACGAUGGCCUGUGAAGACCCCAGCAGUUCAGGUGCAAGUGUUCUAAUAUCUUUCCCUCAUGAUAUGUUGCCUAAAAGUCCUCCUUUCUACCUGUGAUUUAAAAUAACUUGUACAUAUAUACAACCUAUUUACAUUUGAAACAUCUCUGUGAAGCCAUGCCAUUUUACCAAGAUAACAACAGUCAUGGAGUUCAGUGAUUUACUUAAAAUCACAUGAUUAAGCCUGGACUAAAAUCCUUGCUUUGGAUUAUAAUCUGUUGUUUUUCAUUGGUAGACCUGAGUCAGUCUGGGACCCAAGUUUAUGAGACAGUUUGCCCUGAAGGCUUAUCUUUCUUAGGCAUCCUUUAUACACAUUUUGAGUACUUUCGACAGGGAUUACCUCAGUAAUCAACAUCUACCUGUAAUAAAUGGGAAUAAAAUUAGUUGCCUAAGAGAAUAGAAUAUUAAGCACACAAGUACUCCUCAAUACAGGGUUGUGAAGUAGACUCAUUUUCAGAUGCUGAAUGUGCAUGCUUAAGGAAUUACUGAUAAACUUAACUCUGCUUGUUUUCUUUAUUAACCACUUUCAGAGGCUAACCUUAGUAUCAAGUGUAUUUUAAAUUUUGAAUUUCCUUUUUUUAUGUCAGGCUAUAUAAUAUAAAUUAAGAAAACCUGUUACCUUUCAAGAUAAGAAAGAGCUUCACAACCAGGUUUUCUAUCAAUGCUGAAGAGCUGAUGGCAUGACAUACUUUGAGGAUGAUCAUUGAACUCAUGUGUUUGAUGUGCUCCAAAGUAUGACUUGAGCUGAGUUCUGCAGUUUUUGUUUUUGGGUUCUGAUUUAUCCCAGCUGGUUACACAGAGUAUUUGUGUGAUUCCUACUCUUGUGGGUUUUUGCCACAAAGGACAAAAAUCAAGACAUUAGCUUGACUUUUGCAUGAGAACCAUUUAUAAAAAGUUACUUUUACUUAUGGUUUAAGGGAAUUAGUAUUUUUCAGAUGCAACAUUUUAAGGGAAUAACUUCAUUUGCAUCAAAACGCUUGUCUUGCUUUUUGGUAGGGAGUGAUGAGAAGAAUGUAGUAGCUGUUUUCAUGGUGCCAGAUUUGAUAGGACAGAGUAUAAUUUUUACUUUGUGGCAUGUGAUUGGAAAAUAGGCCACAUUUAGCCUUGGAUUCUUUAGAAAUCAAUUGUGAUUAAAGAUUUCAGAUGACAUUGUUUUGCAGGGCUAUGGAAUAAGCUCUAAGCAAGGCAGUUCUUGCAGUCAAAUGACCCAAAACUGAAAUAAGACUUGAUCUGUGGAGUUUAUGAAUGGCACCCUUUGUUAAGUCAACCUCAACAGGUAAUUAAGCUAGUGACAAACCUUAAAAAGAUUAAUCUGUUAGAGUUUUGCAUAUGCAUGUAUCUGCAUAUCUUCUACAGCCUAGGAAGCUCAAUGCUACCGUAGAAUUUGUAAGUUAGGAAUUGAGGUUACUGGGGUGGAGAUGAAGGAGCUAGGCUGGCAUGGUCAUUGCUGGUGUGAUGGGUUCUUCUCUUGGGCUCCAGGCAAAGGGUUCUGAUGACACAUGAUUCAUUUCAGGUCUUUGCUUUAUUUUGGCAUAGUUACUGUGGUUCUGAGCCAUGUGCUUUUUCCUCCCUGGGAAGAAGGCUAUGUAAAAACCUCAGCAUUAGAAGCUGUAUUCAGUGACCUGUAUGUUUUGUGAGCUUUGUCUGAGGUAACAAAGUGGCUUGCUGUAGCAGCCAUGGAUGCAGUCUCAUUGAAAGCAUAGCUUAGAAGAUGUGUCGUGCCUCACAGAUGGUGGGAGGGAUGGUAGAAGCAGUUUGCUCUUCUUUUCAGCUUCUUCCUUGGCUGAUGCUGGAGCUUCUAGUUUUACUUGUCAGUAUUUUCUUACCUCCCAGACCUGUUGAGACAGCAGAGUUACUGCUUCUGGCAAAAAUUAGGAUGAUGGGUCCUAACCCAUCAAAACACUGAAACAGGACAAGAGCAGAACAGUUCCGUUCUACCACCAAGCACUAGCAGAAGUGGCCGGAGAGGCUUACUCCUAAGUUAAGAUCUCAGAAACAGGAAGGUCCCAUGCCUGGAGACAGCAACAUGGGAGACAGAAGAUGAGCAGUACUGCUUAAAGAAUGGAUUAUAAAGUUUUAAUAAGCCCAGAAAACCAAACUAUGGCCAAAAGAACCUGUCCUGGAAGUAGACAUAAUCACUUGGCAAAAUUGUCAGAUUUGGGACUAAAAAAUUUUCAAGUACUGACUUGAAGAAUGGGUCAGAUCCUGAAGGUGUGCAUGCAGGGACACCAUCUUGGGGAGGUGGAGAAGUGGUGAGGCAAAGGGAAAAGAAGAGGAGAUGCAUACAGCAAGUGCUCUCAAAGGGUGGCCCUAGUUGCCCCCUAGACCAGCACCCUGCUGAGUCAGAAUGGGGAUGAGGCCCAGACAGCUUUUAAUACCCUCCAGGGGGCUUGGAUACAGACUUGGGUCCAGGGUGUGGAAAGCAGACUUUACCACAGUUAAAAACAAAUGUCUUCAUAUACUUGUGUCCUCCUAAGCUCUGAGGUGUUACAUUUCUCUUCAUAAGUAAAGAUGUUUGUGUAUGAUUCUUUGCAGAAACUGUUAAUAUCUUUAUUUCCUACACCUUCCCUGGCAGGCUCCUGAAAGAGUGGAAAGGAUGGUGUGGAAGAAAGCUGAUGGAAAAUAACAUUUAAAAAUGGGUAAAAAUAUACCAAUAAAUUUUUAGAGUUCAAAUGACAGUCAUUUUUCACAACCAACAGUGAAAACAUUUGUGUAAGAUACACCCAUGAGUUUCCACAUUUGUUCAUUAGAUCUUGUUUUAAGGGGAAGUGUCACUAUUUCCCAGCUUGAUGAGAAUGAUAAUGAUUAUGGUUCAGAAAAAUGAAAAGGUAACAAAGAAAAAACCACCCUGGCAGGUGUAUAAUUGCGUGUUGCAUUUUUUAGUAAUCUGCUAGCACUUAUUCUCAACACUUCAGAGCGUGCCAAAAUCAGUUGCCACAACCCCAGUACACUCCCUUGUCUCCAUUUUUUUCAGUUCAGCUGGUUGAGUUCUGAGGAGCUCAGAAGCAGGAGCAGUAUAUUGCUAUCUUCGUAGUCUUGCUCAUGGGUUCAGUGUUUCAGAAUAUGGUAUUCUAAUCUCAAAGCUUUGAAACGAAAUCAUGACAUUUUCUUAUUUGUGGUAAUUAGCCUGGGCCCUAACUUGUUGCUAAAGCCUAUGAGCCUUGAGACAGGAGUCUCAGUGAAUAUGUAUGGCUACGAUCUCAUUGUGUCUGAGAAGGUAACUGACAGUUUUCUAGCAUCGUUUCCUCACAUGCUUUGUGUAGGCUGUUUGGCUCUCAUUUCAAUUGUUGCAGUCUUAAAACAUAAUUUUUUUUUUCUUUUUCAUCUUGAAGACCAAUCAAAAGUAUCUUUGCCCAAAAGUCAGUGUUUUAAAACAUCAGUUAAGUAAGUUAAUGUUUUCUCUCUCUAAAAGUUAUGACCCCUGUAGGCUUUUCACUCAAACGUUUUCAAUUGAAAAAUGAAAAUGUCUACGAACUUAAAGAUGACAUUGGUGGUUUUCACUUAAAAUCAGCCCAUUUCAUUGUGUAUAAAUUCUACAUCUUGUUCUUCCUAGUGUGCCACGGAAAAAAUCUUAGGACUGAGUAAAUUGAUGCCACCCCAAAACCAUAGUGACAAUUUGAAUUACACAAUAUUUACCUCAGUUAAUGCCACUUCCUAUGUCAGCAGCUUUUGCAAACUGGUCAUUCCAAUCCUUUGCUAUCCCUACCUUCCCUCAACCCCAGCAGCUAGUCUCACCUCUUCCCCAGCCCAAUGACAGCUUUAGGCAGAACUUCCAUCCACACAUCUCACGUAAUGCAUGUCUUCACCUCUUCACUCUAACAGGUGCCUGUCCUGCCCAAGAAGAGUCCUAUGCUCUAGGCCCUGUCCCUUGAUCCAUGUCUUGGUCAGUCUAGCUACAGCUUUGCAUUUCAACAGAUUCAAAGACUCCUUCAAACAAAAAUACCCUUCCUCAACCCUUUGAACUCCUCCCUACCCCUGAAGUUUAGUGCCCUAUCCUCCCCCCCACCACCACAUGCUCACCAUUAAUUCUGCCACCCAUCGAAGCAGUGUCUUUUAACCUUGGCUGCACGUUAGGAUCACCUGUGGAGCUUUAAAAAAUCCUGAUUCUCCAACUGGACUCCAGACCAAUCACAUCAGAAUGGAGAGGAGGGGACAGUCUCGGGUCUUACAAUCUGCAGCAGGACUGAGAACUGCUAAUGCUAAAACUUGUUCUUGCUGGGUCCAACAGAGACUUACAGCGGCCAAAAUUUAGUGUGUAGGUUAACCUUUAUGAUAUUGGUGUUGUGUGACCACUUUUUUUUUAAAUCUCCCUUUGCUACUCUCCUAAUUGUUCUCUUUUUUUACUUUCUUUGUUUCCCCAUGUGGGCAGGUCAGUUGCUAGGUUUGUCCAGCACACCUAUAUGCUAAUGAAUUCCUUUGCCAUACCACCUUAAUAUAACUACUUAAAACACAGACUUAGAGUGAAGCACUUCUGUUCAUUAUAAUUAUCAUAAAUGAGGAAAGAAUACUCAAGGCCUCUGCUUCUUCCCUUACCUCUCUUGUUCCUCCUAAAAACCCCACUAAAGUAGGAGGAAUUGCUAAUCAGAUCAGAAUCAAAGAUGGAUUGCUCUGUUUACUACUGGGCAGCUAUUGAUGAAAAGUCAGGCCUUCACUAUGGUCCCUUCCUUACUUUUUCCUCUUUCCAGGGUCUUGAGCUGGGAUGGGGGUCCUGAGCCCACUUCUACAUAUGCAGAAGUGCCCUAGAAAAUGCUUUCUUUUAUCUUUGACUUUAGGCUGCUGGUAAGAGUUUGGAUUUAGAUGAUAAGACAGACCCCCUUUUUGGGUUUGGGAAAUGAACUUUUUAUUAGGAUAUUAGUAGUAGCUGCCCCUGCUACUAAUAAAGUGGAACUUGAUUUCCCACUUCACUCCAUCACUGCAUCCUGCCUUGGAUCUGGAGAUACAGAGGUUCCACUCUUAGAAGGGAUCCUAUGCGUUCCUAGCUUCUACAAAUCAUUAGUAUCUAAUUCAAAUAUAUGGUAGGUGGGUCUGAUGAGUGCUGUGUUCAAGCUGUAGGAAGUAAGGAUGAAGUUACAUGCAAUGCUAAACUCUACUGGGGAUAGAAAGAUUCCUCAAACACAGGUGCUGGACAGCCAAUAAAAACAGCAAAGGGCUUCUAGAGCCAUCACCCUAGUCACUGACUCAACGAACACUUACUGAACACUCACACUGAGCCUGUCCUCAGGAACCUCUUAGGGAGAGGAUCACUACCCUAAAACAGGAUAUUCCAGGGUCCCUUAGAUAUACUCUCCUUGAAACUACUACAUCCUAUCCAUAGUCCCUAAUAAUAAUAAUGACCAAUGUUUACCAAGUGAUUAUUUUAUGCCAUCAGUAAAUAGCAUCUCACUUCUUGUCCCAACACCCCAAACCCUGAAAAGCAUAGUGGUUCAUGGCUAAUCCCAGCAUUCAAGAGGCUGAUGCAGAGAAUGAUGAGUUUGAGGCCAGCCUGGUCUACAUAGAAGACCCCUGUUGCAAAAAAGCACAUCUUGUCCUUUGUGUAUCGAGAUGGGAGGACAUGUGUUUUUAGUUGUUAAUGGUAGUGAUGGACUGCUUUGAUCAUCUACCAAUUGUCCCUUUACUACUAACAAAAUAGAUGUCUUAGUCUGGGUUUUAGAGGUGCCUUUUAAUUAGUAGAUGUGUGGAAUACAUUUUAUAUCACAGGAAAGGCAUUUCUGCUGUCGUGAAGUUGAUAGUCUUCUGAGGAAGAGACAAGAAAAGCUCACGUGGGGUGAUAACUUUUGGAGAGGAGUAUCUGUUUUGGCAGUGAUGAUAAGGACACUUUAACUCAAACUGGGCAGAAGAAGGAGUUAAGUGAAAAAGAGAGGAUGAGGCCCUUCCAGGGGAAGGAGCAUGGUUGGUUUACAGCACUGCAGGUAUUUUGGUAUGGCUGAUAUAUACAUGAACAGAGAGAGGUGGGUAAGAAACAAAAUGGAGGGUCUUGAUCCACUGGCAUGCUUGAUUGAGAGAGCUAUUGCAGUAUUCUGCUGAGCUCAGGUGCAGUCAUGAAAACCCAACUACAACUGACCUGUGUGCAAACAGAGCUGGAACUGAGAUGUGAACAGUUUGUACUCCCUUGAUCACGUUCCCUGGGAAAUAUAACCAGGCCAACCUGUUUGUAGGAACUACUGACUGCUUAGGAGUAGAGUCAACUGGACUGGAAAUUAGAGUUUAGCCCUUGGCUGACAGAGUCUCUUACAUGGUCUACCCUCUACUUCUACUCUACUGAGUAGAAGCUACUCAGGAAACGUGACAAUGUGACGGUCCUGAUUCCUAGUACUAUUUUUCAGUAACAGAAUUGUCGCUACCAACUACUGGCUAAGCAUUUUGAGCUUUGUUUCUUAGUAGUGACAAGUCUGUGUUGAUCCAGUCACACCUUUUAGACUGAGCACCAUUACAGUCUUUGACAUUUUGAGCCUAUAGAAAGAUACUCGUAGGAUCAAACACAGCUGGCUCACUAGAAGCUCUGAUCCCAUGGAUUUGGACUCAUUGAUACCAUGUUAUAAAUAAAGUUUACUAAACCCUUUGAAACUGCAAAAGUGAUAUGAGUGUAUAGUUUUUUUGGCAGCACUGGGGCUUGAACUCAAGCCUUUGAGCUUGCUAAGCAGGUGCUCUACUAUUUGAGCCACUCCUCCAGCCCAAGUGUGUGAUUUAGAACACCAUUUUUUAUGGACAGCUCUGACUGACCAGCACUUAAACCAGGAGCUUUUGUAAGAAAUAGGUUAAGUGACUUUUAUGUUCCAAUACUAAAAUAUUUCAUUAUUAAAAGUAAAUAUACAAAUUUCAUCAGUGUUUCUCAUAAAGAAUUGUGAUAUAUUGACUGAUGAACUAGAGGAAGUAAGAGAAUUCUAGGAAGGUAUAGUUAGACAUUAUCACUAGAAGAAAAAGUCAAGCUGCUUGUUAUCCAAAGUAACACAACAUACAACCAAACUAUAAAAGUGAAAGAUUUGUAAAACUACAGAAUAAGACCAAAACUAUCUAUCAUUAAUAAAACUUAUCUGUAAAUAAAAGAUAAAAAAAGCAAACUUGAAUUCCAUGUCCUAUUAUUUAGAAUGACUCCGAAAGGUUGAAUAAGAUCAACCAAGCAAAACAAACAAGAAAAUAGAUUAUAGACUUAGUGUCAGACAAAUGAAAAAAAUUGAAAGGAAAAGAAAGGCAUUAGCUAGUACUAAAGUGCAUACCUCACAAUGAAGCGGUAACAGCUCUCUGUACAAAUCACAGAGUAGCCAUUUAUACAUUAUAAGCUGUAAGAGACACAGGAAGAAACUAUAAUGUCAGCUGGAGAUUUUAAUGCAACUAUUAGUUCAUGACAGAUAAAGUGAAUAGAAAAAUGAGAACUUGGGAAGAUUUAAGUAAGGUAGAGCAAGUUGGUGUGUAUGAGACUACCCUAAAAAUGGUGCCUACACUACACCUUAUUUUCAAGUGGCCUUGAAACAUUCCCCUAUUUACUGUAUAUUGGAGAGUACAGAACACAUUCAUAAGUUUCAGAAUGGAGAAAAGAUAUAGAUGGCAUUUACUAACAAAAUGUAAUAAGUUAAAGCCAGAAAACAAUGCCCAUCUGCAAUGUAAAAAUUUUUUAAGUUCUCAACUAUUCUUGGGUUGAAUAGAAAAUGUAAAGCAUAAAAAAGUACACUUGUGAGAUGAGAUUCAAAUAAAGCAGCACUCAGAGGAAAAUUCAUAGCACUAAAAUUUGCAUUUUGAAAAAGAAGAAAAAUGGUAAUACACCUCAAGAUAUUAGGAAACGGACAGCAAAAUGAAUUCUUUAAUGGCAGACAAAAAAAAACAGAUAGAAAUUGAUUAAUUAGAAAAACGGGAAAAGGUUUAUUAAGAGCUGAUUGUAAAAUAUGGUAAAAUGUAUAACCUUUAGCUAACAUAAUGACACAUGAAGACAAAUAAGGUAGAAUUACCAAACAUUGAAUAAAUUAUACUUUGCUCAACUCUGAAUAAUUUAAAAACUUGGGCUAAUGGAUAAUUUUUAAGGAAAAUAUAAUUUUCAAAAACGUCUUCAGAAUAAAGAAGCCUAGAAUACCAAUUAUCAUGGAAGAAACAAAAGAGUUGUUUCAAUUAGCAUAGCAGGCUAAUUACCUAAAAUGAUCUUCCCAUAAAAAACAACCAAAUAUAUUUGGGGGAUUAAAAAAACCUUUUAUUGUAUUAACUUUUAAUUUUUUUAGCAUGAAAUACAAUUUAUUGGAAGGCGUGUAUUUUAUAGAAUCCAAGCAAAACUCACCAACUAGAACUGAAGUGAGGACAGUCUAGGGGGCAUAGCAGUGAUGAUUUACGGGCCCUCCAUCUAGUGUUCCAGUCCACAUUACAGUGGCACAGAGCCUCACGGCAACAUUCUCUGGAGCGCUUAAUCCACACCUUAAAAAUUUAAGACUUACAGAAAAGCUUCAAAAAGUAGAGUUCCUGCACACCCUCUCCCAGCUUCUAAUGUUCACAACUGUGAGCAUGGUACAGUUAUUAAAACCAGGCAAUUAGUAUCAACACAAUCCUAUCAACUAAACUACAUGCAUUAUUAGAAUUAUACUAGUUUUCUCAGUAAUGUUUUUCUGGUUCAGGAUUCAAUCCAGGGUCCAUAUGUACUUGUGUCCUUUUUGGUUUUCAAUUCUAUUCCACUGGUAUGUUUGUCUACUUGAGCACAGUCCCUGUCUGUUUUAAUUAUGGAUACUUCAGUGUAUUUUAAUGACUGUUAGGGCUUUUCCCUCCUCUAGUUUUUCUUUUUCAUCAUGUUGGCUAUCCUUACAUGUUUGUUUUUCCAUUUGAACUUUAGUAUCAACUUGUCUGGCUACAUUAAAAAUGUGUUGGUGUUUUGUUAAUGUUGUACAAUGCUUAUUAACUAAUGCAAGGAAAGGUCACCUUUACAUUGUGCUGCCAUUUUAUCCAGGAAGAGGGGUGCAUUUCUGUUUGUUCAAGUAUUUUUAUGUUUUUUAGGGAAGUAUUUAAAUUUUUCCUUGAAUAGGUUUUGUGUAUUUCUGGUUAAGUUUAUCUCUAAGAGUUUAAUUUUUAUUGCUAGCAAAUGAGGUUUCCUCUGACAUAUCUUCUAACUAGUUAUUCUGUAUAUGAAGGGUAUUGAUUUUGUAUGCUAAUUUUAUGCCCUGCUACCUUACUGAAUUGUUUUACUCUUUGGACUAUUUUUAUCAUCAGUCCUCUAGAGUUAAAAAAAAAACUUCCUAAAUGAACAAUGGAAUGACAAAGAAAUGAAACAAUCUAUAGAGGUUAAAAAAAAAUUACAUGAACACUUAAAGGGAAGGAAGGCCAUCUUUCACCCUGAAGGUAUUGCUAUGCCCUGAUUAUCUUACGCUUCUGUGAUGAGCCUGGGAUAGGUGCAGGAGGCCACGCAGGGCCUGAUCAAGGCAUGAAGGUUCCCUGAGAUCAACAAAGCAAGGACUCUCAAAGUGACCUGAACAGUGUAGGGCUAGAUACUAACUAAAGCACUAAGCAAAUAGCGCCUUGGAACUCACCUUUUCUUGAUCUUGGCCCUGGUAGAAAAAACAAAAAAACUUUGUGUGAUUGUUUUUUUUUCCACCUAGAAAUAUUUAGCAAGUUGUCCUUUACAGACAAAUUGUUUCAAAUUUCUACUACUUGUACAGUUUGAAAUACUGCAAGAGGGAAUUUAACUUACAGUGGACCUGGGUCAAUUCCAGGUGCCUAACAGAAGCAGACAUGAAGUCUGCAAGAAGGAAACUUCGAUCUAGGUAUCAAAAACUCCCACAGAUAAAAUUAUAUAGAAUAUGAGUAGCUCACAUUUAAAAAAAACAAUAAAUGAAAGAAAGAGAUAAUUGCAGGUAUAACCAAGAUUAAAAAGUUAGUAAGAUAAUUCUAUGAACAACUUUAGCUAAUAAAUUUGAAAGCUUAGCUAAAAGGGACAAAUAUCCAGAAAAAUAUAGUUUACCCAAAUUCAAUCAGAAAUAAAAAGCUUGAUUAGUCCUGUAACAUUGGACAAAUUUGUUUUGGUUGGGCAUGAACUCAAGGCCUUGUGCUUACUAAGCAGUUACUCUAUCAUUCGAGCCACUCCACCAACCAACAAUAAACAAAUAUAAUCAGUUGGAUGAAAUCUGGGACUGUAUUUGCAGAAGGAUUUGGUUUUUUGCUUUUGGCAGUACUGGGAUUUGAACUCAGGGCCUCACGCUUGCUAGGUAGGCACUCCUACUGCCUGAGCCACUCCACCAACCUUU
This is a messenger RNA of Castor canadensis (American beaver), 14028 nucleotides long. NCBI's taxonomy places the organism in Eukaryota, Metazoa, Chordata, Mammalia, Rodentia, Castoridae. The record is from RefSeq and is a predicted model, not a curated record.